GUGAUGGCUUUGAAGAAGAGUGUGUGUGACACUGUGAACGUGGCUAUAGUGGAGUUGAGAGAGAGAACGCAUGAAAAUUUGUAGUGGGUUUUGGUUUAGGAGUUGGGUUUAGAAUCUUGUUCGGAAUUGUGAGAGAGUUAUGUACAUAGCUUCCAUGGGAAGGUCUUUCAAGGACUCUCUGAAACUGCUUGAAGCUGAUAUUCACCAUGCCAAUACCCUGGCAUCAGAUUUUCCAAGGGAAUAUGACGGUGCAUGCCUUCAAAUGAGAAUGUCAUACAGUAUGGCAGCACACCUAUUUCUCUUUUUGGUACAAUGGACAGAUUGCAAUCUUGCCGGGGCCCUAGGAUUGUUAAGAAUCCUAAUAUACAAGGUUUAUGUAGAUGGGACAACUACCAUGUCUACCCAUGAAAGGAAAGCAAGUAUUAGAGAAUUCUAUGCGGUCAUAUAUCCCUCAUUGUUGCAACUGCAAAAAGGUGUAACUGAUACAGAGGACAAAAAACAGAAGGCUGUAUGCUUGGAGAGGUAUCGGAAAAGAGAUGAAGAUGAGCACAGGCAGCCUUCGGAUAUAGACAUUGAAAGGGAAGAGGAAUGUGGAAUAUGCAUGGAGAUGAACAGUAAGAUUGUGUUACCCGACUGCAACCAUGUCAUGUGCCUGAAAUGUUACCACGAAUGAUUUUGGAUUUGCUCAGUUUGCUUCGACCAUAAUUGUUUGACGAUGUUAAGUAAUGGUUUCUUCCAUAGCAGCCUUUGCAAGUAGUGUAAUAGAAUAGCAGAGCUUCCACAUAAUUUCCUUCAUAUUGAGCUGACCUCUGUUAUGGUUGUCAUUUGGUUCAAAGAACCUCUGCCCGAACCUUACUUGAGAUUUUCAUCUCAUUUGACUCCCCCGUUUUGGUGUAAUGAUAAAAAUACACAACCUAAAAAAAGAUUGCAGUAUUCCAUUAUCUGCUGAGCAAAGCUACUGUUUUUACGAUAAAUUUUUAGCCAACCUUCUUUGAAAAAUUAUUUCUUUUAUUAUCCCUAUUUCUGGAUACACAAUAAAUAUCUAGAAUCAAUCUGACCACCAGUGACCUGGUUUUAGAAUUCUGUGUCUGCGGAUGUGAUGCCAUAACAGGCACUAUAUGCAUUUGUAUGUGUCUGUAUAUAGGUAGGGAUUUUCAAUUCUCAUUAUUCUGUUAUUGCUCUUAAUAUAAGUAUUCAAUUAAAAAGUAGCAGAUAUGGGAAUGAAUUAAAGAGAAGUUGGUUGCAGCUGUUAUGUCUAUAAUAGGUAGCUGUGAAAGCUGGUUAUAUUCUAUAUUCAUAGUUUCUUAGUUUAUGAUGUAUUGAUAUAUCAGAAGUGAUGUAUUUGUAUCGUAUUCAUAACUGAUACUAAUACUAAUAUAGUAAACUUGAAUUUGCAUUGUUAGUAUGCAUGUAGCCCUCAGAGUACUGGUCAACCUAAAAGUUAUUACGCAGGAACUUGGAAGAGGGAAAGUGCACUAGUAUAAGUUGGGACCGGAUGAUCAUGUUGAAUUUAGGAGGAGAUAUACAAUGAAGUUGCUAAAUGUAGAAGAAAAAUUUUCAGUGAGGUUUUAGAGAACGGAAAUGGUUCUUUGAGUAUGCUAAGAGUAAAUGAAUGGACUUCCUAUGAAUAUUAAAUUCAUUUUAAUAUGUGAUACAUGUACUGUGCGUUCAAACAGAUUAGGUGUGAAUAAAUUUUAUUUUAGUUAUGAAUGUACACAUUUUAAUUAUUUAUACUGUCAUACUGGUAUCUUUUUUUAAAGAAAGGCUACCUCUGUCUUUGUACUGCAUCAGAUACUCAUAUUUGGUUCUAUACAAGCUAAGACCCCAACCAAUUAGUUCUACAGUCCACUAGACUAUUGUGAUAGGUAGAAUUAAAGAGCGAAAAUGUUGAAGACACCAAAAGGUGCAAAGGCAUUGUAUGGAAAGGGUCCAAUACCUUCUUCUAUGAGGUUCAGCUACUUGAAUUUAAGGGUGAUUAUGCCUCAUAGCAAAGGUGCUCUUAGCAAUUACUUGAUUUAAGACAUUGUAUUUGGCAAAACUCAGCCGUUAAAAACUUUCAGGUUUUAAUUUCAAAAUGUUGGCCACCACUUGAACUAACAGGCACAUUCACUCAUUUUUUUUUUUAUGUUUUUCUAUUCUUCUGUAUGCAUGCUUAUAUUUUAUGUGAUAGUUUAACACUUAUUUAUCUUUUUGAUUUAAAAUGUUUUUUUACACGUGGCAGAUUAAUGUUAUUAUUAUUUAUUUUGUAUCUCACUGUCCCAUAGAUGUGCAUUUUUUGGUGUCUGCAAGUUUUUACUGUUACCUUUUGAUUAGUUUUUUAAAGAACUUUAUGAUUUCAAUAUUGCAUUAGCUAUGGUAAACAUCAAUAGUUGUAAAAAUAGUGCUAGGUUACGUGUUUAUGGACUACUGCCUUUUUACCAAAUAUUACAUGGUCCUGUAUUCUCUGCAUUUCUUCAGGUGAAGAAGUUAAUUUUGUAUGCUAUGGUUUUUCGACAGUUUUUUCCUAUUUGGAUGUUUCAUGGGAUAGGAGGGUGGACCCUGAUUUCUAAUUCCAGUUAUCCACAAGUAUUAUAUUUUUUCUUCUGAUAUGUUGCUGGUGCUGAAAUUGGUGGGAAAAUGUAAUGUAUUAUGUUUUGAAUAAAAAUGAAAUGGGUCUCUGUAUUGUGCCUAACUGGGAAGCCAUCCAAGUAAUAUACAUGUAUCUUGCACCUUGCGCUUUAGGGAUAAUUUGUUUUUUUUUUUAAUUGCUUUAGGGAAACAUUUUUGUGAAACCUUCAAUGUUGUAUUUUAGUAUCAAGUCAGAGCAACAAACUUCAAGGGAAAAGGGACUAAAGUUGUAUUAUAGAAGGAAAAGAAAGGGGUAAAAGGGUAGCAACAGGAGGUUUGGAGAGUUAGUUAGUUCAGUUUUCUCUAUAAGUAAAACUCCUUUAGGUAGAGAGGGGACUAUUGUUGUAAAACUGGACUGAUUCCAGUGGAAAGGAGUAGUCUCCUUUGGAAGAGUAGUUGUAUACCUUGGUUCUUGGCUUGUAACGAGUUUUCAGUAAUAAAGAGAGGAGGUUAAGAAUCUUUUUGUGUACUGUUGUUUUUUUGUUAGGCUUUAACCUUUUCAAUUCUGAAAAGAGGAUUCAAAGAUUGUGGUAACUUGAUUGUUCAACGAGUGCCUUUCAUGUGCUGAAGUAAAUUCAUUAAACUCUUCAUAUGGAUUGAAAGUGAAUUCGUACCAGGCACAUCUAGGAAUCUGGUUUAGUGUUUGGGAGAUCUUCUAAGAGUGUUCAGUCACGAGGUGUUUUAUUUGCAACUGAAAAAAGUGCAUAGGGAAGUGUUAUGUCCCCCAUUUACAGCCAAUCAUAUAUACAACAAACAAGCUUUACACUGGUCAGUGACAAUCAUUGCUAUCUCAUACCUUAGUCAAAACUUUUGAUGCAAGAAAGAAGCAAGCAUCAAGUUUUACAAACCCGAAGACUGAUUUGAUUGAUUUAGUGAAAUUGAGCUGAAAUUCGGAGAAAGAGUUCUCCUUCUCAUCCAAAGAUUUCUCCUUUCACCACACCUUAGAUUAUGUAUGGUUCUUCCAAUCCUCUUUUAAUUUUUAUGGUGUGACAUGACUUUCUCUCGUUAAUUCUUUAACCAAAUCUCCAUACUUGUGGUCAGAUUCUCAUUUAGGCCUUGUUGACUUGAAGAGAUUUGGGAGAGAGUAAUUGAGGGGAUUUGAAGAUAAAUUUUUUUGUUGUUUAUUUGAGUGAAUUUGGAGGUAAGUGAGAAUGAAUUUGGAAGUGAAAUUUGUGAGAAUUAGUGCAGGAUUUGAUUGACGUGACAAAUUAAAAAAAUUUACUUUCAAAUUCAUCCUCAUUUACCUCCAAAUUCACUCAAAUAAACAACAAAAAAAUUUCUCUUCAAAUUCUCUCAAAUCCCCUCAAUUACUCUCCUUCAAAUUCAUUCAAGUAAAUAAGGUCUUAAUGUUUGUACAUCGUGUCUAACUACACGAAAUUUUAUUUUACAUCAUUUUACCUGCCAGUACGUGCUUUGGUUGAGUGUUCUGUUGUUCAGUUCAAAAUUACAUCAUUGUAUUUGCGAUGU
Molecule: messenger RNA, 4074 nt
Organism: Vigna angularis (adzuki bean)
Lineage: Eukaryota; Viridiplantae; Streptophyta; Magnoliopsida; Fabales; Fabaceae
Product: E3 ubiquitin-protein ligase AIRP2
Exons: 5
Coding region: 140-673 (177 amino acids)
Biological process (GO): protein ubiquitination
Molecular function (GO): ubiquitin protein ligase activity
Source: RefSeq, a predicted model, not a curated record